UAGUGGAGAAAGCUGCCGCGGCCGAGUUCGGGAUACGAAGCCUAGGUAGAUAUCUCGAUAGUAUAGAUAGAGGCCUAUAGAGACAUAUAUUCUCAAGAUUCGAGUCUUACUAGAGAAUUAAUCCUGAGAUACCUAUAAGGAGUUAACCGAUUUACAAUACAAUAUGGGAUCUUUUAUUAGCAAGGCCAAAUCAAAGACGGGCUCGACCACAUCAGGUCCUGUCCCGAUGUCUUACUACUCCAAUGCGCAGAGCACCAAGCCGCCGCUAAUUGCAAACGAUAAUGCAUUUCUAGGCGAUGUUUCGACGUCCGAGAAUCUCGACCCCGCGAAACCUAUCUCGGCCGGGUUCUACCGUUUGGAGAAGGGAACACCGCUUGUAUACGAGUAUACAUACCACGAGAUGAAGGUAAUUGUUGAGGGUAGCUUUGAUAUAAGCGAUGAAGCAGGCAACAAAGUGCACGCUGUGCCUGGCGAUGUUUUCUAUUUCCCCAAGGGCUCAAAGAUCACCUUUACUACGGAUGACUAUGGGCUUGGCUUCUACUGUGGGCAGAGAAAGAAGGAUAGCGCAUAAGGUGAUAUUGUGUGUAUACAGGGGCACGUCAUUAUUCUAGUAUCGGAAAGGGGGUCGCGCGAGUAAUCACUCGACUGGCCAUACAGUCAAGCCAGAGUAUAUAGUACUGAAAAGAUACCACGUUUUUGCAUGUUAUAUAAGGGCAAAUGAGUGAACUGACCAUCUCGAUAUUAUUGGUUACGGUAUUACGGGGGUCUUUGCCUUGGUAAGUACUAUGUAGUCGUAAAGCGGACAGCCAAGGCUUAAAGAUACAUGCCACACUGAUAGUAAAGUAGAGAAGGAAAUCGAAAGAGAACCAAAUAUGAGAACAUCGUGAAACAGGGGAUGGAUUGCAAAUGGUGACACGGAAGGAAUUCCUGAGAUAGAA
This is a messenger RNA of Daldinia loculata, 938 nucleotides long. RefSeq names its product putative ethanolamine utilization protein. The transcript is spliced from 3 exons. The coding region runs from base 164 to 571 and encodes 135 amino acids. Lineage: Eukaryota; Fungi; Ascomycota; Sordariomycetes; Xylariales; Hypoxylaceae. The record is from RefSeq and is a predicted model, not a curated record.